Bipolaris victoriae FI3 is the source of this 2037-nucleotide messenger RNA. RefSeq lists its product as hypothetical. The transcript has 3 exons. Gene Ontology annotation, molecular function: ATP hydrolysis activity; ATP binding. Lineage: Eukaryota; Fungi; Ascomycota; Dothideomycetes; Pleosporales; Pleosporaceae. The record is from RefSeq and is a predicted model, not a curated record. The coding region runs from base 1 to 2037 and encodes 678 amino acids.
AUGCAGAUCCACGACUGGAAGCUUGUCGAAAGCAGCAGUGAUCAGAAGGGUGAGUUUGACUGCAUAUUCACGGUGCGGCGGCGUCUCGACUGGCUAGGCAAGUAUAUCGAAACUCGGGUGGACAUCAAAUCGAAGACUCUACGGAACACUCUCCAAGAUGUAUUGAAGGACUGCAAAAGCAUUAGUCUUGUCGAGGAUACGCCCCAGUUGGAUCCUCGCACACUGUUCCACUAUUACGACGAGUUGAAGACGCAUGUCAAGAAGACACUGAAGCGACAGCUUGGAAAGGCCAAGAGGUCGAAGGAGCGGAAGCGGCUCAAGCAGCAGGUUGCACAGUGCAAGCUGCUGCUCAGCUAUGUGGACGAGGACUUUGGCGCUACUCGCAAAGCUCUAAAGCCCAUGGUCAAAGCAGGCACUAUUACGUACGAUCUGGUGUGGGCACUCUUCAAACCCAACACUAUUGCCUUUACGCCUACGUACAACAACAAGGACGAUGCGCGGUGUUUUAGGGUGGGGACAGCGUACGAGUUAGAAGACUGGUUGACGGGCGUUAAGUCGUGGCGUGUUGAUGGCAAGUACCUCGAGUACGACGGCAAAUCGUUUGGUCUCGGGGAACACGAAGUAUCGGUCUCAGCGUUCAAGGGGCACAAGAAGAUUACCAGUCUUGCCGCAUAUCCGCUCAAAUAUCACAAGGAUGCCAAGGGUAUCAAGAAGCAGCUGAUUGAGAGGGGUAAGAAAUUCGUCGCGCUCCAGGGCAUGAACUACCAGGUUCAAAAGGGGAUUGCGUAUAUGAAGCACAAGAACAGCAUCGUGCGCUUCAUUAUUAAUGGUCGGGUCAUGAUUGAUCCUGCCAUGUUCCGCCGCAUGAACCCAAACUACCCGCUCUCGUACCUCCGGCCAGAUGAACUAGCUGACAAUGAGGAUGACGAUGACGAAGAGUGCUGCUGCGACUCGAGUGAAGAUGGAGACGGUGAAGAAAAGGAAAAGAUGCGCAUCGUCAUGUGGAAAGACAGGAGGGGCAGGAAACACCCUAUCCGAGUGCCACAGAGCGUUGUGGACAAGGAAAUGGGCACCGGCACUGAACAGCCGCUCGACAGGGAUGAUGAUGCAACGGAGGAGCAACGUCAAGUCUUGACCGAAGAGGAGCUCAUCAUCGCAUCACCGGUCGUACUGGGCUUUGCUUUUUCUGAGAAGCUUUGGCUCGAGUUUUCUCUAUCUGGGAUUGAGGAGAUCAAGUGGAAUGAGGAAGCAUUUCCCAGUCUGGUGUUGCCGAUCCAGAUCAAGCAGAAUCUCAAGGGUCUUGUAUCUUCGCAUCGGUUCCACGCAGCCAAGACGAUUGACGAUGUGAUUCAGGGCAAGGGCAAGGGGCUCAAUGUGGUGCUGCAUGGCCCGCCCGGGGUGGGUAAGACACUGACUGGGGAAUCGAUUGCCGAGUAUCUGCAGUGCCCGUUGUACGCAGUGUCUGCAGGGGAGCUGGGGACCAAUAGCCGGGCGUUGGAGGCGGACCUGAACCGCAUCAUGGAGAUUACGCAUGCAUGGGGCGCCAUCCUGCUGCUGGACGAGGCGGACGUGUUUCUAGAGGCGCGACAGCCAAAUGACAUACAUCGCAACUCGCUGGUCUCGGUGUUCCUGCGGCUGACCGAGUACUACCAGGGCAUCCUGUUCCUGACGACGAACCGGGUCGAGACAUUUGACGAGGCGUUCCAGUCGAGAAUUCACAUGGGGAUUCGGUACGAAGAGCUGUCUGCACGUGCCAGGAAAGAGAUCUGGCAGCAGCACGUGGGCAGGGUGGAGAGGAUGAAGGGGAGCCAGGGAAUGAAGGCGUUCACCGAGGCCGACUUUGACGUGCUGAGCCAGAGGGUGCUGAAUGGACGACAGAUCAAGAACACGGUCAAGACAUCGCAGGCGAUUGCGGUGGCAGAGCAGAGUGCGUUUAGCAUGGAGCACGUCAAGCGGGUGUUGGAGGCUGGGGAGGCAUUUGAUGAUGAUAUGCGAGGGGGAAAGGGGUACCGGGAUGCGAUGCGGCAGUACACGUGA